This is a messenger RNA of Aspergillus aculeatus ATCC 16872, 498 nucleotides long. RefSeq names its product PaaI family thioesterase. The transcript has 10 exons. Bases 1 to 498 code for a protein of 165 amino acids. Gene Ontology annotation, molecular function: fatty acyl-CoA hydrolase activity. The record is from RefSeq and is a predicted model, not a curated record. Lineage: Eukaryota; Fungi; Ascomycota; Eurotiomycetes; Eurotiales; Aspergillaceae.
AUGACCUCCUUGCGCUUUGUUAGAUCUGUCUGGGAGUCCUUUCGGGCCAAUUCGGGGCUGGAGCCUCGUCUAUUAGAUGGUCUCCGCGUAACAGCCGCCCGACCUGGCAGAGUCAACUUUGAACUCGACAUCAAGAAAGAGCACACAAACCGCUUGCAAAUCCUCCAUGGCGGAACCAUCGCCAGCAUGGUGGACCUAGGCGGUUCUCUGGCGGUAGCCUCCCGCGGUCUCUUCGCUACGGGUGUAUCGACCGAUCUCAAUGUGACCUAUCUCAGCUCCGGGGGUAAAGUCGGAGACAAGAUUCUGGCGGAGGUCAAAUGUGAUAAAUUCGGCAAAACUCUGGCCUACACCUCGAUCAAAUUCCUCAACGAGAAGGGCGAUGUCUUUGCGCGGGGCAGUCACACUAAGUUCGUCGCCCUUGCAUGGAAGGACCCGCAGAAUAUCGUCGAAGAGAUGGCAAAGGAGGAGCAACAGUCCUCGUCGAAGAGCGAAACUUAA